Messenger RNA from Gryllus bimaculatus (two-spotted cricket), 468 nucleotides. The record is from the annotation of a GenBank genome assembly. Lineage: Eukaryota; Metazoa; Arthropoda; Insecta; Orthoptera; Gryllidae.
AUGGAAGAAAUUAAGACGUGGGAUGAAGAAGGAACUGGUAGAAGGAACACAGACGGGAAGAAGAAGGAAAAGGGGCGGGAAGAAGAUGGAGAAAAGCGCGCCAGACCGGCUGGCCAACUCAAUUCGCCCGCCUCGCGCACCUGUCCGCUGACGUCAUCGCGCCGCGACGGCGGAGUGCGGCGUCUUCCCCGCCAAGUGCCUGCCCGCUGCCGCCGCCGCCUGGCAGCCGGCCGCCGCGGCCGCCACCGGUCCCUGCCCGCGCCCCUCCCCACCACACCCCUCCACUCCGCACCCCUCCCUUCCCCUACGCCCCACGCCCCUCUGGGCUCGCCGCGUACCCGCGCGUCGGAGUCUCUGGCGGGGGAGAGCAGUCGGCGGCCGGCUGUGGUGCGGAAUAGUGCGCCGCCGUCUCCAGUAGGGGAUCGACAGCUGCGCUCCGCAGUACUAGUAGUUGUAGUAGUUGCUUAG